Aspergillus eucalypticola CBS 122712 is the source of this 636-nucleotide messenger RNA. RefSeq lists its product as uncharacterized. The transcript has a single exon. NCBI's taxonomy places the organism in Eukaryota, Fungi, Ascomycota, Eurotiomycetes, Eurotiales, Aspergillaceae. The coding region runs from base 180 to 560 and encodes 126 amino acids. The record is from RefSeq and is a predicted model, not a curated record.
AAUACGUGGAUUACUGCCUGUCCAGGCCGUUCAAAGCAACCCGGAACGAACUGGAUCUGUGUCCUCACAAGCUACAAAGUAUAUGGCUCUCGAAUCUGAAUCCAUCUAUAGAAGCCCCACAUCUGCGGCGACAUUGAAAGCAAGCUUUUCCGGGAAGCCUCCGUAAAGCGUGCGUGCAAAUGAGCCGUCACAAUCAAGACAUUGCAUUCAAGUGCGUUGGACAUGACCCUGAUCCCACUACAGAGAAAGAAAGCUUAGAGCGGUGUUGGAACUUGUCCUAUCUCACUGUGGAUCUAGAGAAAGAUCGACAACUUUUCUACGAACUAUUAAGGUCCUAUACGGUGUACAACACACGAAAGAGGAAGCUCUUGCCAGAUAUCAUGUUUCGAGUAUCCCAGGUAGGCAAUCUAAGCGUCUGCCUAGAGCUUGACUUGCGAGUCCAAAGCCUGACACCAUCCACUCCAGUGCUGUUCAGAACUUCAGUGUCCACAAUAUUGCCGUGCGGAUGCCCUGACACCGACCCGUGCCUUUGUUCCACUGUGGAACGACUUGGAGCUUGAACGGUUGUCUCCAUCUGGUGGCGGCAGUACACUUCCACGUCGUCGUCCGCGUAACUUGUCCAAGCCUCAUCGAUUC